AUGAAUUAUGCUGUUUUAACUCUAUUUUUCACAAUUUCCGUAGUCUUAGCUGAGCAAAAGCUUGGAUUUGUUUUUGAAAUAGUAAGACACGGUGCUCGUGCUCCUCUUUUAGAAGAACCUAAGGGCUUUUUCAAAGUUGAUGCUGGUAUGCUUACUGCCUAAGGUAUGAGAUAGAGAUAUUUACUAGGGAGAUUUAACAGGGAGAGAUAUAUAGAACAAUAUGGCUUGAUUGCUAAAGAAUACAACCCAAGUUAAAUAUAAAUAUCUUCAACAAACUAUCUUAGAACUAUUUAAAGUUCUUAUUCAGAGAUGAUGGGCUUAUAUCCACCUAACUCUAAUAUCUAAAAUAAUCUUUCUAAAGGAGAGAUUUAAUCUCUAAAAUCUGGAAAAGGUUUACCAAAAUUAAGCAGAUUAAUCAAAAAAGGGAAAAUUGAAUAAGUUUCCUAAAUAUUUGACAGAUAUACAUUUAUUCCUGUCUAUAACAGCUAUAAUUUACCUAUAAAUGAUGAUGUAUCUGAAUAUACUUGUCCUUAUACAAGAGACUGUUUUAACUAUUACUAUACCACUCCUUCUGAAUACACCUAGGAAAGCUAGAUUGUAAUUCCAUUAAUGAGAAAACAUUUAGGCUAGACUUUCAACCUAACUGCUAAUGAAAUUAAAAACAUAGAUUACUUAAAAUUCUAUUAAUAUGCUGACUUCAUUUAUUCUGUGACUUUUGAGGGUCAUCUCAACAUUUUCAAUUUUUCAGCAAUAGAAUGGUUCUAUCUGAAAUAAUCACAAAAAAUAGUAAUUUCUAAAGGCUUGAAUAAAAAAGCCAAGAGGUUAUAUGGCACAAAAUUCUUCAGAAAGCCACUAGAAGCAAUGGCUAACAGGUUCAAUGAUUUGAUAAAUGGUAUUGAUGACCCAAAUUAGCUCAGAUAUAUGAUUUAUUCUGGCCAUGAUGACCAAAUUAUCAACAUAAUUGAUUGGCUCAAUCCUCAAGAUCAUUAUUAUGUUGAGACCCCUUAUGCAUCAACCAUCAUCUUUGAAUUAUUCUAUGAUACUGAGUGUUUGAGAGCGAGUCCAAAGAGUCCCUCUUGCUUUUAGAUACAAAUAAGACAUAAUGGAAAUCCAAUAAAAUUUGAUAGAUGUGUCACCAAUAAUAUGAAAGCUGGAUCCAGAUAAAUCCAUUGUAAAUAUGAUGACUUCUUAGCAUAUAUGAAUUCUAAGAUGAUAAAAGAUGAUGUAAAUACCUAAUGCAUGGAAAAGUUUAUCCCAAAAUAAUUGCUUUUAAAAAAACAUAAAUUUUAAUGA
This is a messenger RNA of Stylonychia lemnae, 1293 nucleotides long. The record is from the annotation of a GenBank genome assembly. Lineage: Eukaryota; Ciliophora; Spirotrichea; Sporadotrichida; Oxytrichidae.